AUGUCUGACGUCGACCACUCCGAUUCUCGAGGACGACAGUCUCCGGGCAGCUACGACCGCCAAGCCAUGUCUCAAGACCGCGCCCGUUCCCGCUCGCCAGGCGCUUCCGGUGGUGCGAGCGCCUCUGCCGGUCCUGCCGACCGGAGGGAGGGAGGCAGUAGCCGUCCGAAGAGCUUUCAGGAGCGAGCAGUCGCCAGCCAGUUUGCCGCCAAUGAAGCAUCCAAGCGCAGCCAGAAGAACUGCCGGGUCUACGUCGGAAACCUGAGCUAUGACGUCAAGUGGAACGUUCUCAAGGACUUUAUGAGGGAGGCCGGCAACGUCGUCUUCUCCGAGGUCCUAUCCCUGCCCAACGGCAUGUCCAAGGGUUGCGGCAUCGUUGAAUACACCAGCCCUGAGGAGGCGCAGAGGGCCAUCAAGGAACUCAGUGACAAGCAGCUCAACGGUCGCCCUGUCUUUGUCCGGGAGGACCGAGAGGAUGAGGUCCGAUACGGAAGCAGUGCCGCCCCUGUGUUCCCUGGUGGUCGCGGCGGAUUUGGUGGCCGCGGUGCUCGAGGUGGUUUCGGCGGCCGAGGCGGGUUCGGCGGGCCGAUGAUGCGUGGCGGUUUCGGCGGCGGCUACGGAGGUGGCUUCCCCGGGGGCUUCGCCGGCGGCGGCUAUGGCGGCUUCGCAGGAGGCUACGGCGGAGGGUAUGGUGGCGGAGGAUACGGUGGAGGAUUCGGAGGCGUCGGGAGCGCCCAGCUUUUCAUCAACAAUCUUCCGUUUGGCGUCGGGUGGCAGGACCUCAAGGACCUGUUUCGCAAUGCGGGCAACAUCAUCCGAGCCGACGUCAACAUGGCACCCGACGGCAGUCCCAAGGGCACGGGCAUCGUCGUGUUCGACACCCCGGCCGACGCGCAGAACGCCAUCCACAUGUUCAACGGCUUUGACUGGAACGGCCGCAUGAUUGAGGUGCGCGAGGAUCGCUUUGCCGCCGGAGGCGCGGGCGGCAUGGGUGGCAUGGGUUACGGCGGUGGCCGCGGCGGCUUCGGUGGAGGGAUGCGCGGUGGUCGGGGUGGAUUCGGCGGAGGCUUUGGCGGUCGGGGAGGCUUUGGGGCUGGCGGGUUUGGUGGGGGCGGCGCCGUGAUGGGCUACGGCGGCGGUCCCUCUGGCGGAUACGGUGGCGCUGGCUUCGGCGGUCCCGCGCCUCAACUGCCACCCGCCAAUCCCAGCCAGCAGAUCUUUGUCAGGAACCUUCCUUGGUCGACUUCCAACGAGGACCUGGUGGAGCUCUUCCAGACGACGGGCAAGGUCGACGAAGCCGAGAUCCUGUUCGAGCACGGCCGGUCCAAGGGUUGCGGAGUGGUGCAGUUUGCGACGGUCGAGGAGGCCGAGACGGCCAUUGCCAAGUUCAGCAACUACGUCUACGGCGGGCGCGCGCUGGACCUCGAAUUCAACCGCAACUGGAAGGACUUUGGACGUGGCGGAGGAGGCCAGGGUGUCGAGGGCGCCCCGACAGGGCCCGCUGCCGACAGUCAGCCCCAAGGCUCCAACGGACACCCCAACGAAUCGUCGGUCGACGACGAUCUCUCGAUGCAACAGUAG
Molecule: messenger RNA, 1581 nt
Organism: Pseudozyma flocculosa PF-1
Lineage: Eukaryota; Fungi; Basidiomycota; Ustilaginomycetes; Ustilaginales; Ustilaginaceae
Exons: 7
Coding region: 1-1581 (526 amino acids)
Cellular component (GO): cytosol
Molecular function (GO): mRNA binding
Source: RefSeq, a predicted model, not a curated record